This is a messenger RNA of Monopterus albus (swamp eel), 2066 nucleotides long. It is a transcript of the gene pth4, whose product is annotated as parathyroid hormone 4. Gene Ontology annotation, cellular component: extracellular region. Gene Ontology annotation, molecular function: hormone activity. The record is from RefSeq and is a predicted model, not a curated record. NCBI's taxonomy places the organism in Eukaryota, Metazoa, Chordata, Actinopteri, Synbranchiformes, Synbranchidae. Gene Ontology annotation, biological process: bone mineralization. The coding region runs from base 1449 to 1832 and encodes 127 amino acids. The transcript has 2 exons.
UCUAUCUUAUGAAGAGUGUCAUAAUUUAACAAAGUGUUAGAGUCUUUAUUUUUAAUUUCAAGAUAUUUUUAUGUCCGUUUUUCUUUUUGUUUUACUUUUAUAAUCGGUGUUUCCUCCUUGUCUGUUAGAGGUUACCUCUGCUAACAAACUGAGGAAAUGUUUGGUUUGAUGUUUAACUUUUAUUUUUAACUUCAGGCAACAGAACGGCUACAUUUAUGAUCAUUAUUUUUUUAAGAGCUAAAAUUGAUAAUAAAUGCUAAAGUGCCAAAUUAAGCAAUAGCAAAUUAAAGUAAUACACAUUUGGAAAUGUUCACAAUGUUGCUUUAAGAUUUAAGUGUUUUUCUUUUCCAUUUCAACGAGUUGGCUCAAUCAAUCCGCCUACUUGACACUCGGAUCUACAAAUACAUACAGAUUCACAGUCAGGUAGUCCAAAGGUAGAAAUGUGAAGUCCAUGGGUUUUAAUUUGAGUGAUCUCCCAUCAAGAAUCUGACUAUUGACGAUCAGGCACUUGAAAGAAGACGGCUAUGAAAGGUUUGUUUCUCAGCUCUGCCAGUAUGGAUUUGGUUCAGUGCAGAAAGGCACAACUCAGCUUAACGUGUAUUUAAGUCAGGGGAAAAAAUGCUGAGCAUCGGCACACUGAAGUAAAGAUCCUAACAUCUUAUUGAACUGAGAAAAGGCAACAUUUGACUCUAAUAUGUUCCAUUUGGACAAAUGGCCAAAAUGAUUCAAGAAAAAACAGUAAUUGGGCACAAAUAUGAUUACAUUCGGCUGAUGUUAUACCCAGUGACUGAAUAGAAAACAUGCAAUAAUACAAGACCCCAGGUCCUCCUACAAUACCAGAAACAUUGAUAGAAAUGUUGCUGCACCUGUUUUUGCUGCACCUGCAGAAAACAGCACACCAGACAGUGUCCACGGGGCACAGAGUUCACUGUCAGGCUUUUAUUCUGUAGUUAGUCUUACAAACUGUGUAUUUUCUGGCUGAUUGCAGCAUUGAUCGACUCAAUCUCAGUCAUUUACUGUUGAUUUACUGUUCCCGUUCAGGUGCUAAGUAGUCCAUUUGUGUUUUGUCAUUAUUUAUUGACAAAUGUGUUUGCAAAAAUUGCAAAAUUGAAGGAAGUGGCAUCUGAAGUUUUACAUUUUUUGGUCAUGAAAUGUUUGUCAUGAAGUAAACUUGUAUAUCGGCAGCUAAAGUCGUAUUUUAUGUUUUAUGCAUUGUUAUUAUUAAGUCAAUAAUUAACCUGGGGAUGGGGACUCCAUAGGGCUGCUAGAUAAGUCUGAACCCAGUCGAACUGGCCACAACCAGUGGAUAUAGACAACCAGCAACGACAAACUGCAAUUAGAGUUUUUUUUAAAGGGUCAUGAACCAAAACGGUUGGGAACUUGUGGUCCAUCUAACAAAAUGGAUGCUCCCUGUUCUUUUAUUCUUUAAAUGACAAGUUUUGAUUGGAAUGUUUCUUGCUGUUUUGUCACAGAAGAUGCAGGUGUCCCACAGACCUGUGCGGUGGCUCACUGCCAUGCUUCUUGUCAUCUUUACAACUGGCCAGUGUCAACAGGACGAGAGUCGCCGAGCUGUGACCGAACACCAGCUGAUGCAUGAUCGUGGCCGAAACAUCCAGAGUCUCAAGAGACUCAUCUGGCUGUCCAGUGCCAUCGAGGGGCUCCACACCGCCCAGAGUCGCUCUGCUGCUUUCAACCCUACAAAGGUCCUGGAUCUGGCUCUGAAUCCAGAGCUGGUCCCUGCUGCUGGGAGUCCCCUGCCCACCAGGGUGCAGAGCCACCUGAGAGACUCUUUCAGCCCUUACCUGACUCAAAUGCCAGACAGAGAGUCCUAACAUCACAAUGAUGCAAUGAAGCAUGAAGCUACUCUACACAGACAUUUGAAAAUUGUAUAAAUGUAGCUACAGAGUAAAAAGUAGAGUACAAUUUUAGUUUGGAUCAUUUAUUUGAGUUUCAGAUGCCUGAAGUUGGUUGGACUGGCCAUAGAAACAAUUUUUUUUGUUUGUUUUAACAACAACAACAAAAACGUUUUUUAGCUUGAGGUCAGUUCACAAUUUUAAUAAACUUUC